UAUAUUACUUUAUCAUUUUUCUCAUGAAUUACACUUAAAAUGGCUGAUUCUUUGCGUCCACCGGAGAAAUCUGAAGUGGCUGAUGACAGGCAGGGUAGAAAUGUCUCACAGACUGUCUCGGAGAGUGAAAAACACUCGGAAACACCACCGUUGUUUUCGUCCUCCUUGGUGUCUGCUUUGCAAACAAGUCCGCAGGUUUCAAAUCGGCUACCAAAACCCGCAAUAUUUGCUACACCAGAACCUGCAAAAACAACAGGAAUUGAAUCUCCUCUGAUAGCGAGAUUGACAAUGACCCCCGCCGGUGCCUCACCUGUAGGAAGUCCUGGCCUGGCAUCUCCCACCAUGACCCCUAUAGGGGUGGCUGGUACCCCAAGCUCCACCAUGAAGCCUCGCCGAAUGCAAUCCAUCGACCCACGAGAGUUGAUUCCACCCAGACGCAGCUCAACCAGAUCGAUCAAGAGAAAGAAGUUCGAUGACGAAGUAGUGGAGAGCAGUUUGCUGAAGACCGAGCGAGGUCGGAUCCGUCCACCGAAUCUACACCCAUUGUUACCGGCCGAGAAGGAGAAAGAGAAGGUCAGCGUCGAGGUCCCGACUCCCAAGCCGGAAGAGAAAGAGAAGAAGGAAGUAGAAAAACGAGAGGAAAAGAAACCCGUAGAGAAGAAAAUAGCGGAGAAAAAGAUUCCUGUGGCUCCUCCGCCAGAAAAGAAGAUUAAAAAAGAGCUUGUAGAGAAGAAAUCAUUUUCCAAGAAAAAGUCCAGUAAAUCCAAACGAUCCAAGAGGCAAAAGUCGACACCUGCAACAUCCACGAAGGAUCUGGGUCGCUGGAAACCUCAAGAUGACCUGGCGUUAAUAACGGCCAUCCAACAGACGAAUGACCUGACAGGCGUCCAUCUUGGUGUGAAGUUCUCGAGUCGAUUCAGUCUGAAAGAAAUCCAGGAACGUUGGUACGCACUACUGUACGACCCAUCAAUCUCAAAGUUGUCGAUACAGACGAUGAAGAUGCUCCACCCGGACGUGUGUGCGUCGAUCCAGGCUAAAGCUCUGUACAGCAAAGAAGAGGAGAACCUGGUCGGGAAAAUACCAUCGAAUACGCAGCCACAGCCUACAGUUGAUGUCUUCCAAGAUCUGUUACAGGAGCACCCGCAGGUCUUCCACCCGGCACGCACAGCCAAAGCUCUGCACAACCAUUGGCUGCUCAUGAAACAGUACCACCUACUUCCGGACCAAUCAGUCCAGCCUAUGCCGAGAGGAGAUCACGUGUUAAACCUGUCGGAUGCGGAAGAUAUGAUGAACGAUGAUGAACUAAAAGACAGUAAAGAUAACACAGUUGAACAAGAACUCGAUAUCGCUGAUCGCCGAAACAAGCGGGAAAUCCGUCAUCUGGAACAGGAAUUACCGAAAUGGCAGGUGCUGGUCGACAGCGUCACGGGUAUCAGUCCACCAGACUUCGACAAUCAGACGUUGGCCGUUCUCAGAGGUCGACUCGUCAGAUAUCUCAUGAGAUCCAGGGAGAUCACUCUUGGUCGUGCGACGAAAGACAACCAGAUAGAUGUGGACCUGUCGCUGGAAGGCCCGGCGUGGAAGAUCUCUCGGCGACAGGGCGUUAUCAAACUCCGUAACAGCGGGGAUUUCUUCAUCGCCAACGAGGGAAAACGACCAAUCUACAUCGACGGCAAGCCCGUCCUCGCCGGGAACAAACAAAAACUCUACAAUAACUCAGUAGUAGAAAUCUCAUGUCUCCGUUUUAUUUUCCUCAUCAACCAAGACAUCAUCAACGUCAUCCGUGCAGAGGCUCAGAAACUUACUGCAGCCACCGCAACGUGACAGCAGCCAGCAUUCAGCAUAUUUUAAACUAUGAACAAGAUUUGGUUAUGACGUCCUCAAUGGCAACGUGACACCAGCAUUCAGCAAAUUUAAAAACAGGACCAGAUUCAGUUGUGAAGUCGUCAAUGGCAACGAGAACGAGAUUAAUGUUUCUGAAAGCCUCAGUGAAAAGAUGGCUAUGUUUACACUGAAGACGGACACAGUAGCAAAUACAGAAAUAUGCAGGGCUUCUAGAUUAUGGUAGCCCCACUCCCAUAGCUAGUGAUAUUCAAGGUUGGGCCAGUAAAUAACUACUAUUGCCAUGCCCGACAGGGCUUCUA
This is a messenger RNA of Gigantopelta aegis, 2144 nucleotides long. RefSeq names its product microspherule protein 1-like. NCBI's taxonomy places the organism in Eukaryota, Metazoa, Mollusca, Gastropoda, Neomphalida, Peltospiridae. The transcript has 15 exons. Gene Ontology annotation, biological process: positive regulation of transcription by RNA polymerase II. Gene Ontology annotation, molecular function: G-quadruplex RNA binding; protein binding. The record is from RefSeq and is a predicted model, not a curated record. Gene Ontology annotation, cellular component: Ino80 complex; NSL complex; MLL1 complex. The coding region runs from base 40 to 1824 and encodes 594 amino acids.